AUGCUAAUCAUAACAGCAGAUCAAGACAGCAACAACAUGCAAAGGCCGAAAGAAGACCUGCGCAACAUUCCUCUUCCCCCGACGCUUGAUUGCUCUGUUGCAUACGUCCUGGGGGGGCUUGUUGAACCGGCAUCGGGGCCGGGUACUGCAUCGACUGUGGUGGCGGGCCUUGUGGUGGAUAAGCCGGCCAUUGAGGAUAUCCAUAGGAUGCAGCUGGCUGGGGCGCUUGGGGAGGAGGCUGAUAUCGACACAAUGCGGAUAGCUGCUGAUCUUCACUGGACGGAGUAUUUCAUGCAAGAAAUGAAAAGAAACCAUGCUUCAGGAAUUAUUCAUCCAUUAAUGUACGCUGUCAAAUCGCCGCCGGAAGAAUAUAACUGCCUGUUUGCACGGAGAAGCCGGAACCCGGUGGGUACUCCCGCCAAACGCUGGCAUCCAUUGGGGAAAAGUUGGGUGGGGAUAGUCCAGUGCAUGGAUAGAGGUGAUGAUAGCCCGCCACACUCGAGAGGCUGGGUGGAAGUUCUCAGGAACAACAGAAUCAUCCUGACUCUAGUCGGAAGUGGAGUGGUUCAUCGUAGUUCGGAUACUCACUGGAAGGCUCCCCGGGAUUCCUUGCCACGUUGGCCAGUUGCACCGCCUCCUGCAAGCCUCUCGGCCGGUCCUGAUCCAGAGUAUACAUUGUAUGCUGGCACCAUCAACAGUGUGUCGUUCCCCUUGAAGUUGUUCUGCAUGCGCUGGUCGGGAUGA
Aspergillus niger is the source of this 744-nucleotide messenger RNA. RefSeq lists its product as hypothetical. The transcript is spliced from 5 exons. The coding region runs from base 1 to 744 and encodes 247 amino acids. The record is from RefSeq and is a predicted model, not a curated record. Lineage: Eukaryota; Fungi; Ascomycota; Eurotiomycetes; Eurotiales; Aspergillaceae.